This is a messenger RNA of Colletotrichum acutatum, 1108 nucleotides long. Its product is annotated as carnitinyl-CoA dehydratase. The coding region runs from base 88 to 939 and encodes 283 amino acids. Lineage: Eukaryota; Fungi; Ascomycota; Sordariomycetes; Glomerellales; Glomerellaceae. The transcript is spliced from 2 exons. Gene Ontology annotation, cellular component: mitochondrion. Gene Ontology annotation, biological process: fatty acid beta-oxidation. Gene Ontology annotation, molecular function: enoyl-CoA hydratase activity. The record is from RefSeq and is a predicted model, not a curated record.
CACAACAGGUUGCGCAGUGUUCCACGGCAUCGGCACCAAGUAACCCAAAGUAAGACUUACAGCCAAGCGAGCCACUCAAUCACGAAGAUGGCGACGCCAAGGACAAAGAAGCCAGUCCCCCCGUGGAUUGAGAAUCCGUACCCCCAUAUUGAGCACAGCUUGAUAGCAUUUCCUCGAAAACACAUCCUUCUCGUUACGAUUAAUCGACCGGAGCACAUGAAUUGUCUCCCCGUGGAGGCAACGAUAGAACUCGGUGCAUUGUGGAAAUGGUAUGACGCCGAACCGGAGCUGCGAUGCGCCGUGUUCACGGGAGCCGGAACUAAAGCCUUUUGCGCCGGCAUGGAUUUGAAGCAGAGAUUGGAUAUCAUCAAGACGAAUGAUGUUGCCUUUGACUACCCACCGGGCCAGUUUGCGGGCAUGAGCAAUCGGACAGGCAGGAAACCAAUCAUUGUCGCCUGCAACGGCCACGCUCACGGUGGUGGCUUCGAAGCCAUCCUCAACGCAGAUGUCAUCUUCGCUUCACCAAACGCAACGUUUCGCCUCCCCGAAGUCCUCCGUGGCGUAUCUGCCCUCGCCGGCGCAUUGCCUCGUUGCAUGAUGCUCUUUGGCAACCACCGGACGAUGGAUCUCAUACUCACAGGCCGGACAAUGUCAGUGGAAGAAGCAUACAACUGGGGAUUGGUCAAGGAGGUUGUGCCGCAGGAGAGGCUUCUUGAGAGAACACUCAACUACGCUGGCCAGAUCGCUGCGCUGAGUCCCGACAGCGUCAUUAUCUCGCGAUUGGCGGCGCGUGAAGUAUGGGAGACUGGCGUUAGCAGAGCAACUAUGCGCGGACAGGAGUUAUGGGCCGAGGCAAUGCUUCGGAGCAAGAACGCGACUGAAGGACUGGCGGCAUAUCGCGAGAAGAGAGAUCCCAAAUGGUUUCCGUCGCAUCUGUAGCUGGAAGGAUUUCGCCAAAAGUUCCGCAGGCUUCGCGAGCUGGCUACAGGAGACCUCAGCCCUCACGGCUUUCUCAUCCAAUGAACCGCGUCGAUGGUUUAGUGGUAAAAUUCUCCGUUGCCAUCCAGCAGCGUCGGGGAGCCGGGGGUUCGAUUCCCCCUCGACGCAU